AUGGCUAGUGAAGAGGAUAUGAUGAUAUUGCAAAAUGGUCCUGGAAAUGCCAAGUACACAAGUCCAGCUGUUCAAAAGCAGCUUUUGAACAUUCUUGAUAAUAAAGUGAGGCAAAUGAUUUGUGAAGAACUUGGUGAUGCAAAAUUUUACAUUCUUGUUGAUGAAGCAGUUGAUGCAGCUGGCAAGGAGCAAAUGUCUAUUAUUUUGAGGUUUGUUGAUCGUCAAGGGUUUAUUCGAGAACGAUUCUUUAAGAUAGUAAGUGUUCCUGACACAACCUCAUUAACUCUUAAAUUAGAGAUAGUUAAAGUUCUCAGUAUGUUCAAUUUGCACGUGAGAAAUAUGUGUGGUCAAGGAUAUGAUGGUGCAAGUAACAUGAGUGGUAUUUGGAAUGGCUUACAUGCAAUGUUUCUAGUAGAGUGUCCAUCUCCAUAUUACGUUCAUUGUUUUGAUCAUCGGUUGCAGCUAGCAUUGAAUGGUGCGGCUAAGCGAGUUCAUGAUUUAUGCCGCUUAUUUUGUACUUUGUUGUUAGUUGUGAACUUUGUCGAUUCAUCUGCUAAGCGCAAGGGUGCACUAAAAGCUGCUAGAGAUGAUAAAAUCCAAGAUUUGAUAGCUCUUAACACUCUUCAAACUGAUCCUCAUGAUAAGUUCAGCCUCUUCGAAACUCAAAAGGUACUCCUUCUUGCUAAGAAGUUUUAUCCUCAAGAUUUUAUGCAUGAAGACCUUCUUACUUUGGAAUUGGAGUGUCCAUAUCAUAAGAAGGAUAUGACUCAGAUGUAG
This is a messenger RNA of Argentina anserina (silverweed cinquefoil), 777 nucleotides long. RefSeq lists its product as uncharacterized. Lineage: Eukaryota; Viridiplantae; Streptophyta; Magnoliopsida; Rosales; Rosaceae. The transcript is spliced from 2 exons. Bases 1 to 777 code for a protein of 258 amino acids. The record is from RefSeq and is a predicted model, not a curated record.